GUCAUAUCAUGUAUUAUAUUAUCACACUAAGGCUGGUGGGAGUCAUAUCAUGUAUUAUAUUAUCACACUAAGGCUGGUGGGAGUCACGUAGUGGCCAGGGUUGUGCUAAUUUCACAAUUUCCCCUUCACUGUGGUUGACUGAUAAAGAGUUUCACUACCUAAAGUCACACAGACGCAGGACUUUGCGGGGAGAAGACACAGCUAUAGACGUAUAUUAGAGUUGAGGUUAGAAGUUACUGUAUUUCACCACAAGUGUGUUAAGAUGUCAGAGGGAGUCUAUGAAAACUCAGAUGGAUUUGAAGACGAUGAGCUUGAUGCAAUGAAGAACACAGAGAUUGAUGACCAAUUAUAUUCCAAUGUAAGAGCCUUCAAGCCCAGUUCAAGAGAUGGAGUUGUUGAUUCAGUACAUUUCCAGUGGUGGAAGAGACCCUCUGGAGUAGCUGCAGUGUGUCUGGGGCUGCUGUGUGUUCUCCUACUGACUGGGAUCAUAGGCCUGUCUGUCUACUAUGGAGUAAUUGGUCAUCACGACUCAACAGAGAGAGACCAGCUACAGGCCAGUUACAGCCUUCUGACUAAAGAGAGAGACCAGCUACAGACCAGUUACAGCCUUCUGACUAAAGAGAGAGACCAGCUACAGAUCAGUUACAGCCUUCUGUCUAAAGAGAGAGACCAGCUACAGACCAGUUACAGCCUUCUGACUAAAGAGAGAGACCAGCUACAGACCAGCAGUAACACCCUGACUAAAGACAGAGACCAGCAACAAAAAGAGAAAAAUGAUCUCAUGAGAAAGUUCUCUAAUCUGAAACAAACCUGCCCUAAAGACUGGAAGAAGUUUGAAUCCAGUUGGUACUUCCUGUCUACUGAGACUAAAACCUGGGGGAGAGCAAAGAUGACUGUCUGGAGAGAGGAGCAGACCUGGUGAUCAUCAACAGUGAUAAGGAACAGGAGUUUCUCUUCCACCUCAACAAGGGUUUCUGGAUUGGUCUGACUGACACUGUUACUGAGGGGACCUGGAAAUGGGUGGACGGCAACCCACUGACCACCCCAAAGUACUGGGGGAGUGGACAGCCUAAUGGUGGUGGAGUGGAGAACUGUGUGUUGUUAACUCACAGUUCAUCAGACCAAGGACCAUGGCAUGACUAUCCGUGUUCAUUUAACCAUUCCUGGAUCUGUGAGAUAUAGUUCUUUCUCACUUUUAGUUAUGAUGUUGAUUGUCAUGCUGAAAGUCAUGAUACCAGCUACAGGGCCUUCAGAAAGUAUUCACUGCCUAGACCUUUUCCACAUUUUGAAUUUUUAAAUCGAUUAAAUUGAGAUUUUACUGUCACUGUCCUACACACAAUAACUCAU
Messenger RNA from Salmo salar (Atlantic salmon), 1347 nucleotides. The record is from RefSeq and is a predicted model, not a curated record. NCBI's taxonomy places the organism in Eukaryota, Metazoa, Chordata, Actinopteri, Salmoniformes, Salmonidae.